Molecule: messenger RNA, 5351 nt
Organism: Vollenhovia emeryi
Lineage: Eukaryota; Metazoa; Arthropoda; Insecta; Hymenoptera; Formicidae
Product: PR domain zinc finger protein 16-like
Exons: 8
Coding region: 292-3417 (1041 amino acids)
Cellular component (GO): nucleus
Source: RefSeq, a predicted model, not a curated record
GGACUACCCUCUCUGACGCUGCCUCUCGCUACCCGCUACGUGUGCGCCCGGUACGUGUCUGAGCGUCCGCGAAUAUUUCUCGAUCGCUUUCGCCGCGAUCGGUCGAGAGUGAAGCUGCCACUCGCGCGUGUCGCGACACCCGAUUGACAAUUCAGGAAGGGAGGGGGUGGACAGCGUCAACUGAUCGAGAGGAUAAUAAAUCGGUGUAUAAACUCGCAUGGCUUGGAGGACUGUCAGCGACGUUCUUACGGUUAGUGUUUUGUUUUCGAGUUCGCCACCCGUCGUGCAGCGAUGAGAUCCAAGCCGGUGGCGAGAAGACUGGCACAGGGUAGCAGCGACGAAGGCGAGUCGACAUCGGGUGCGACUGGCGGGGGUGGCGGCAGCGAAAACGCAGAAAUGGAGGAGAACGGAUCGACUCGCACGAGUAGCAACAGCAGCAGCAACAAUCCCGUUUACAGGGAUCUGAAGUUACUUCAAACCAGCGGCGAAGUUCCGCAGGAGUACAGCCUGCAGUCGCGGACCGCCUAUCAGCAGCAGCGCGGAUACUCGCCGGGGAUGGACCGACAACGGAGUUACGAGAAGGAGCAACUUCAACCGUCGCCGUCCUCCAGGGAGGACGAGAGAAAGUCAUCCUGGGACUACGAGAAAAGCUCGCGGAAGGAGUACUCGAGGUCGCGGGAUUACAAUGAAUACCAGGAUGCGAUAAAGCAGGAGCCCAAGGAUCACUCGGGCCGCGAGUGGAUAUCACCGGUCCCGGAGGUCGAGGUCGGCGGUUCGGCACCCGGGGGCCCGUACGUUCGCGCACGCAAAGACAUCCCUCGUGGCGCGAGAUUCGGUCCGUUCCUCGGCAAAUGGGCGAGCGAGCCUUUCAACCCCCGUUACGCGUGGGAGGUUCGCAUAGCUGGCAGCGGAGUAAGAGGCUGGUUGGAUGCGUCUCACGAGGCGAACAAUUGGCUAAAGUAUAUUCGAAGUACUGCCAGCUCACACGCAGUGAACAUGCGCCACGUGCUCAUCGGCGGUCAGAUGGUGUAUGAGGCUGUUCGCGACAUUGCAACGGGCGAGGAGCUCCUUUUGGGCCUUCGGGAGCCGCUCCAGCUGCAGGACAUGCUGGGUGAGAAUACAACUGAGGACAGAAGCGAUCGAGAAACUGCCUCUCAGCACAGUGGAACUGUCGAUGAGGACAAGGAGGACGAGGAAGGAGAAGAAAUAAGGUGCACUGUCUGCGACAAACCGUUUCAAGAUAUUGAACUAUUGGACAGCCACCUGGUGACCUGUCACAGAUACCCAGCGGAGCAACACCGUUGCGACAGCUGUCCCCGUGCUUACGCCUGGCGGCCACUUCUGGUACGGCAUCGCGCCAUCGUUCACGGUGAUCUCAGAAACUAUCCUUGCGAAAAUUGUCCCAAGUCGAACGUCCGGCAGGUCUUCACGGACCCAUCAAACCUACAACGCCAUAUCAGAACGCAUCACGUGGGCGCGAGGAGCCACGCAUGCACGGAAUGCGGCAAGACCUUCGCGACCAGUUCCGGCCUGAAACAGCACACCCACAUUCACAGUAGCGUGAAACCCUUCCAGUGCGAGGUCUGUUUUAAGGCGUACACGCAGUUCUCCAAUUUAUGUCGGCACAAGCGCAUGCACGCUGACUGUCGCAUGCAGAUCAAAUGCGUUAAAUGCGGACAAUCCUUCAGCACGGUAACAUCGUUAUCGAAACAUAAGCGAUUUUGCGACUCCACGACUCCGACUGGUCCGCCUGGAGUCAUGCCUCAAUUACCGACGCCAGCGACGAGCCCCUUCCUGGUGUAUCCACGACCUCCCGUGAGCUUACCAGGCGGUUUACCCUUUUAUCCACCUAGUCUGAUGGGUCCUUAUCCAGCCAUUUUCCCAAAUGCCCCGAAUUUUCUCAACACUCCUCUGCUUUUCCCGCCGAAAAUCGAAGAGAUCGAGAAGAGGAGCGACAGUCCCAAGAAGGAGCGUUUUACUCCUCCGAAAGUAUUGUCGCAACACAAUAAGGUUUCUCCCUCCGCGGCGGAGGAAGCCACUUCUACGUUUAGGCCGUCUCCGGCUAGACCUCCCGUUCAACCGACGCCGGAGAGCGACGACGAUCAUUCAAAGAGAAGAGAGGCGGCCAGAAGCAACGAACGAAAAAUCAAAACGGAGAACACUUCGAAGGAGGAGACGACCGAGCAGCCGUUGGAUCUAAGGGUGCAGACCAAGAAACAGGACACUAUUUCAAGAGCUGCAAACAGGAAGAGCCGCACUCCGUCGCCGUCCCCAGUGCCGAUGGAGGAAACGCCCGCACCUCCCGACCCUCCGAAAACGGAGGAGGACGCGGCCGUUCCACCGCUGAUGGAGCUCGAGUCCAAGGAUGUCCAGGGAAGUAGCCCGCACCUGAGGACCAGUCUGCCACUCGAACAACCGCCGACCAAUACGCCGCCCCACAUGGCUUAUCCCAGACCGAUACACCCGAUGUUCCUCGAAACGAUGUAUCGCGGCCCAACGGGAACCUUCCCGGGAUUCCCCGGCGCACCGCCACCCCCGGGAGGGGCUACCCCGGAAUCCAGGCUGAUACCUCCACUCCCGCCCUUCGCCCCACCGCGCGGUCUUCCUUUUUUAGGCUCGCUUAUGAACGGGCUCAGCGGCGCUAGGCCAGGAGGAGGAUUCGAUUUGCUUGCCCGGCCGCCGCUCAGUGCGUUCCCCGGUGUGAAGCCGUUCCAAGAAACCGUAAUGUCGCCGCAUCACCACCACCACCACCACCACCAUCAUCACGUCCACGGCAAGAUGAAGGAUCGGUACUCCUGUAAAUUUUGCGGCAAGGUGUUCCCGCGCUCGGCCAAUCUGACGAGGCAUCUGAGAACUCACACCGGCGAGCAGCCGUACAAGUGCAAGUACUGCGAGAGGUCCUUCAGUAUCUCAAGCAAUCUGCAGAGACACGUGAGGAAUAUCCACGACAAGCAGCGCCCGUUCAAGUGUCCGCUCUGCGAGAGGUGUUUCGGGCAGCAGACUAACCUGGACAGACAUCUGAAGAAGCACGAGGCCGACGACGGUAGCGGAGUGGUGUCGGUCGCCGAUUCCCCUGGAAGUAGCAACGAGAACGAGCGGGAGGACACCUACUUCGACGAGAUCAGGUCCUUCAUGGGCAAGGUCACUUACGGCGGUGAGAGCGGCUACGGGCUGCCGCAUCACCCAGCCUAUAUUCCCAGUCGCCUGCACGAGAUCAACGAGUCCAAGAUGGAGGUCGAGUAUGACGAGGACGAGGACAGCGAGGAAGGCGCGUCCCCUUUGGAGGAGACCGACGGACUAUCGCCGAUCGAGGCCAAGGAAUCCCCGUCGCCCUCGCAGUACGACCUGAAGCUGAGGGAGAAGCAGGAACUGCUCAAUAACAAUACCGCGGAGCCGGUAAUCGAGAUUUCGACAUAGCCCAGAGGUCAGUCUGGGUGAUCCGCGUGAUCGCUUCGAAGGACGGGGAGAACUCGUCGUUCAUGUACAGAACUAUCGCGGGAUAUACGCUCGUCUUAGAACUCUCGAUCGUGACGGCGUUACUUCGGGAAUAACGUCGAUGCAGGAUUAUUUAGCUUAGAACGGUCCGCGUACUUAGACUGUGCUGAAUAUCAACCAUUUGCUUCUACGAGGCGAGCGAUCCUCGAGUAUAAUCGGGUUAUUCUCCGUGAUCAUAUCGUGACGAUACCGUAAAUCCAUGGAAGAGACAACCUAUAAUCAUAAUUAUAUAAUUACACAUUGAUAUAUCCGUACCGGAAUUUUUCAGAAAGAACUUAGCAAACCCUAUUAUACUUGUAAAACAGGUGCUCUGUAAAGAAAAAAACAAACGCGUAAAGACUCGACGAACAUAACGAAGAUUCUUCUUAUGCGAUCCUUUUUUUACACUUCACGUUUGUUUGCACUGGAGAAGCGUAUUGUAAAGAUCAACGAAUGGACCAUUUAGCCUCCUACUUACACACGCAUAUCACAAGAUCUUCUAUAGUCUAGUUCUAUAGUUUCUACAGACUCGUUAUGUAAACGCGCACGAAAUUCAAUGUUAUCCCCAUUCCGCCCCUCUUCGUCCUUAGCAUUGAUUAGACGAAGCGCGUAUCUUUGUAAUAUUAUUUAUUGCUAUUAUUAAUAAAGUUAAUUUAAUUGUUAUUACUAAAUCGUCGCUCGGUAAAGGGAACGUACGUCAUAAGCGAGAACGAUCAAAGCGAUCUGCGAGAGCUCUGCGAUUUGCGCUUUGUUGUAUAAAUGAGUUGCGAUUGAUCCACCUCGAUGUUUCUAAAUUCUAAGCAUAUCUGUGUGCGCGCGCUAUUUUUCAUUGGUUUGUUUUUGAACGACAGUGUUAGUUGCAUCGCGUUCAGAACGCAGGCGCCCUUCGAGAGUUCGAAAUUAGAUUACCGUAAAAUUCCUAAUGUAAAGUGACUAUAAUCGCUUCAAUCAGUUCGAAUCUUGAACAUUUUCCCCGAGAUUGUUGGAUUUUUUAGAAUAUAGUUGAACGAAAUGAUAUAUUACAGGAAGAAAAAUUCCACCCGCCGGUUGCAGGAUUUAAGAGCCUGGAAUCUGCGAAAUAAGAAAGGUACAUUUUCGCAUCGUGUUCGUGUAUCGAAAUUGAUGUAUGUUAAAUCCGCGAAGCCAAAGCGACGAAGAGAAAAAUUUAACGCGACGUGCGUAACCACCUACUAUGCGCGCGCGAGUGUGUAUAAUUAAAUAAUUAGAAGGCAACAAAAAAUCCUUACGAAAAAUUGUACAAAUUUUCACAAUUAGGUGAUAAAACAUUUGUAAAGAUAAACGAAAGAAGUUUCAGCGCGCGAUUUUUAUUAAUAUACAUAUAAAUACGAUUCUAGAGCGGUCCUCUCUCUUGCGGUAGGCAAGACAGAAGAGUCAUGUAAGCUAAACGAAAACGUUCCUCGCGUUUCACUCAUCUAGUAGAAAUAAUUAAAAGUGAGUGUCCCUAAUGACGUGUCAUCAAUGAAGCGAGGAAAUUAAUAAUGAUGAGAGAUCUAUAAGCAUAGUAUACGCGUAUACAUGUGUACCAAGUACGCUCGCGAUUAAUAAAAAAUGAAACAAAGAAUAUAUCGUUCGUUUGUAAUCACCGAGUUGAGGCUUGUUUUUUCACAUAAAGUUUUACGAACACACGUUCUACAUAUCUCUGUUUCUCUCUCUCUCUUUUUUCUCUUCUCUCUCUCUCUCUCUCUCUCUCUCAUUAGACGAUAAUAAACUUAUGAAAUGAUUAAGCAAAUAUAUUGAACGAAUUACUUAAGGAAAACUAUAAUAUGACGCUGUCUAUCUAUACAUACUGUAUAAAGGCAUCCUGUAACUUCAUUAUGAUUACUAUUAAAAUAUUACACUUCAAGUUGGUUACCUAA